AUGUAUGUGGCAAGACACAUGCAGCAUCCGACAGAACAAUACCCUAAGCAGCUGCAACAGUCUUUGUCAUCGCCAGCUGCCCUCAGCAAAUCUCCGGCAGCUACAAAGUCGAGCGAAAAACCAGAGCGUAAAAUGGCUAAUCGAGAUACGGAGCAGAAACGUCGUGACAUGUUCAAGGCGAGCAUCGAAGAUUUGCGUUUAGAAGUGACCAUGCAGUUGAAGUUCCAGAACAAGCAGGCGGGAAAUCUUACUACUUUACCACACCCCCAAACCUACACAAAAGCUGAAGUUCUCAGAGAGGCUGUUGACUGUCUCAAAUGGCUUCAAGAUCGUUACACGGAAGUAUUACAGCAGAAGCACGAACUUCAACUGAAAACCAGUUGUGGACUUUCAAUCGCCAAGAUUCAAGAACCCCCGGACGCAGAUGCGUCUGAACCAGAAAAAAACGGAACUACGUUAACAAUGCCCAUUUGA
Sphaeroforma arctica JP610 is the source of this 474-nucleotide messenger RNA. RefSeq lists its product as hypothetical. Gene Ontology annotation, molecular function: protein dimerization activity. The transcript is spliced from 4 exons. The coding region runs from base 1 to 474 and encodes 157 amino acids. NCBI's taxonomy places the organism in Eukaryota, Ichthyosporea, Ichthyophonida. The record is from RefSeq and is a predicted model, not a curated record.